This is a messenger RNA of Apis cerana (Asiatic honeybee), 4785 nucleotides long. RefSeq names its product meiosis-specific nuclear structural protein 1. Gene Ontology annotation, biological process: cilium organization. Lineage: Eukaryota; Metazoa; Arthropoda; Insecta; Hymenoptera; Apidae. Gene Ontology annotation, cellular component: motile cilium. The record is from RefSeq and is a predicted model, not a curated record.
AUGUUUAAUAUUAGGGAACAACCUGAUUUUGAAAGUAUCAAGGAUCAAAAAUCUUUGGAAAUAGAGAUACGGCGAAGAAUCAUAGAUAAGACAGCCGAAAGAAAACGACAUUUACGUAAAGUGCAUAUUGAACGCAAAGAAGCAUUGGAAGCGGAACAACUUCAACAUGCCAAAGCAGCUGCAGAUUUAAAAGUUCGACAACUUGAUCGCACGCAUCGACUAGCAGAAGAACUUGCACGUCGUAAACAGGUUGAACUGCAAGAAUCUUUAAAGACUAGAAAAAAGAAAUUCGCUGUAAGUUUACCUAAAGAGAUUUUCGAAAAGUUAGAAACCGAUUUGAAGAAAGAAGAAUGGAAAGAAGAGGUGGCACAAGUGUCCAAUUUGAUCCCUCCGUGGAAUUUGAAAGAGGAUCUUAUAAAGCAACAGGAGGAGAAAUUAAAGUACAGAAGAGAUCUUCAAAAUCAACUGAUCGAUAAUCGGCGUAGGUUACGCGAGAAAGAGGAGGAGAAGCAUCGUGACAGAAAAAUAGUAGAAGAGGUUAAUAAAGUGUUGCACGAGGAGAAUGUGGAAGCGGAGAAGAAAAGAAAGGAAAUCGCUAUUACAUUACAAACUGAAAGGGAUGCCUUUUUAAAGGCUCGAGAAUUUUGGAAAGAAAAGAGAAAGGAGAUUCUGAAGCAAGAACACGAUGAAAUCUCGAGGAUCGUUGCUAAGAGGGAAGCUCUGCAGAAGAGGGAAGCUGAGGGAAAGAUUGAUAUUCGUGCGGCGAAAGAUGUUUUGUUGGAGAAAAUGAUGAAAAAGCUAACGGAGGAAGAGUAUAAAAGAUUGGAACGAGAAGAAAUUUGUCGAGAAUUAUAUAUAGCGGAGAAAGAACAUCAAUUGAAAAAGGAAGCGAUUACAGUGGCGUUGAAAAAGAAACAAACUGCUAAAGAAUUCUUACAAGAAAUGGCAAGAACUCAGAAAAUUAUGGCCGAAAGAAAGGCGAAAGAAAUUGCGAUCGAUGUUGCUUUCGCUAAUUAUUUGAUAGAGGAACGAAAAAAGCAGGAGGAAAAAGAAAGGGAAAGGCAGCAAAUGCGACGCGAAAAAAUUCUACGAUAUGGAAACGAUCUGCGGAAGAUGAUAGAGGAAAGUAAAAUAAAGCGUAUGAAGGAAUUAAAGGAAUAUUUACAAAUAGAAGAAAAUACGAACGAUAAUAAGGACUGCAAAAUUAAGAGUUUGUCGGAAUCGAUUCUCAAUCAACCAAAAAAAACUUCGAACGCACCAGAAUUAAUGAACAAUGACUCAAGAUAAAGUUAAAUUUUUAAUCCUACAUCUAUUUAUUGGUAUACAGAUAUAUACAAUGAUACGCGAAAAACAUUGCUCUCGCGGUUCUCGUCAUUUAUACAAAGUCCGUGUAAAAAUACAGCAGCCCCAUCUUAUAUUGGUUAUUAAGUACGUGAUAAAUUACACAGUCUCGCCUCGGGCGCUUCUAGUAUCGAAAAAUCGGACGGGAACAAUUAACGAGUUUCGUUCUGCCGAUCGGAUUUUUCUUGAUGCAAUCGAGGCAAUUCUCGAGCGAUCCUUUUCUGCCUUAUACCCCUUCCAUUCGUAGUAAUAACUUCCAAUUUCAUCUUCUUCCUUUUCUAUUUUCUCCCAUUGUGUUAUGUUACGUUAAAGAAUUUUUAGAGGAAGAAGGGGUUGAAGUAGCAAAAAUAAGUAACACUCGAGAUGUUAGAAAUGACUAUAAGUACGAACGUUAGUUUUCUCGGUGACUGGCUAGUCGCCACGGUCGCUUAUAACCUAAUUUGAUCGAUCGAUCGAUCUUCUUUAACUAUAUAAUAAGUAAAUUAAUAUCUAUCGUUAAAACAUUAAAACGUUUGAAAACGAUAAUCAAUAAUAUUUCGGAAAUGAAUUUAUAAAUCACAUUCCUGAGAUCGUAGAGAAAUUCUCUUCCCGGAUGAUCGUCUUCAAUCAAGAUGAAGAAUCGUAAUGAUCGUAAACAUUUCAAGUUGGAUUUAUACUUAUUAUUUUCAUUGCUUAAGCUACGUAAACUUUAUUUCCUUCACGCAUCGAAUUAUGCAUCUUGAUGAACGGUUCUGACCUACAGUUUUUUCCCCUUAAAUUCCGAAAAUUUCAAGCGAUAACGAAAGGAUCAGGCGACAUGGCCACUGGCUCAGAACCGGUGAAGUUUCACACGAAUUUAACACAGAUUGGUCUUAAAAGUAAAAUCACAUUUCCUUAGAUAAUCUAUUUGCCUACAUUGACUCACUAUUAUUUCCCGUUCAACUAACGCAACUUCUACGCGUCCUUUUCUAAUUUUCUUUCUUCUUUUUUUUCCCAAGAGAAACGAAACGAGGGAAGUAUAAUUUGAACAAUUUUAGCCAGUCGGAAAGUACUAGUACAGACGGUUAUUUAAAUCGAUAAAUAGUAUUAUCGACGCCUCUGACUAACUAAUCGUCAUUCUUUAUGUAAUAAUUAGGCCAAUGGGUCAAUUAAAUAUUAUUCGUAUGCGAAUCGUACGAUCGGAUCUCUCUCGUUGAAGAGACUUAAUCACAAUUCGCACACGCGUGAUAAAACGUUCGUGUAUAUAUAAAUUAAGAGUAAAAAGUAAAAUCACAUAUUCUUAAGAUUUAAGUACACGUACACACGUAUGUAUACACACAAGCGGAUUUUUUUUCUUCGCUUAAUUCGCAGCAAAAUACUCUACUGGUUUUAAAUUCGAAGAAGAAGUGGGCAAACGAAGCGUGCCUCGAUGGUUCUUUCACGUUAUAACAAGAUAUACAUAUGUAUCUUUGACGUGUAAUUCCCCUUUGUAAGGUAUAUAUUAUGGCAGUAAUUAUCGCAGUAUAUUUAAAUUAACAAACAUUGAAAAAUAGAUUUGCCCACUUCCAUCCCUUAACCGUUAACCGUCUCAUCAACGGGGAACAAAUCUGGUCACAAAUUUUCUAUUGCUCUUCGCCGACGAGACUUUAAAAAUUUCCUCCGUUUUCUAAUUCUCGCGAAUCAUUUUUAAUUAAUACGUUUCGCCUUUCGAAAAAUUCUUCCUCGUUCACCGAGAAACCAAUGAAUGUUAACGGAUAAAUAUUUUUUUUAGAACCCUUACGCGAUAUUACGGCAGGAUUUUUACACAACAAAAGCAUCACACAAGAAAGCGGAAAAUUAUUUCGAACGAAGUAUCUGUAAUAUCUUUUCUACGUGAUGGAAAUGGAAUGAUUCGAAGCAAGUUGUAACAAAUAACAUUAACAAACGAUAUGUAUACGUAUGUAUAUUCAACGAGAGGAACUUAAAAAGUAUGUUCGAUCAAGAUUUAUAUCGAUAAAAAGAAGAUUUGAAGCGAUCGGGAAUGUUCGAAGGGCAGAGAAUAUUUUCGACAGAGAAUCUUUAAGCAUAUUGACUAAUAGCACCGCAGAUUAAUAAACGUUAAAUCAUCUCAGUACGACUUAAAAUUCGAUUGUUUUCCCAGAGAGUGUAUAUGUGUGUGUGUGGAUAAAUCUCUGGGAAGUGAAUGAAACUCAUGGAAAUACAGCGACGAGAGCAUCACCAUCUGUCGUCAGAACAUCUCGACAUCUCUUUUUAUACAGUCUCAAAAAUAUAAAUAGCUCGACGAGUUUCGCCAUCACUUAUCCACUUGGAAAUGCAAAUAAUCCCGGCAAAUUUUACACCGCGGUUAGGAAUUGCCGGUAAAUAGGAACCAUGAGAAUAGUAGAGUUAGAUUACGAGAGCAAGUGCGGGCAAAAUAUUUGACACUUUAAAAAGUUUGAAUCUUUAAAAGAAAUUCGAAAGGGUGGACUAGCUUCAACUAUCAAACCGCGAUUACGUUUUCAAUUACGUUGCUUGUUUUCGGAGAGAACAUCGAUUCAUCGCUAUAUCAUCAAUCCCUUGGCAAAUUUCUUAGGAAUUGCGCGUUUGCUGAUUUCUUCUCUUUCUAUAUUUCUUCUUUUUUUUUCCCCCGCGACAAUUGUCAUUGGAAAAAAAUCAAACAAAAUUUCUCUUUUCAAUCGCGAGAUUUCUUUCCCAAGUUUCGAACAGCGGUGUACGAUAGGCACGAUAUAGUAACAGUUUUAAGUAACUCUCUCUCUCUCUCUCUCGCUCUCUCUCUCUCCCUCCCUUUCUCUCCCCCAUUCUCUCGCGUCUCUCUUUCUCUCUUGCACUCCCUUAUUAUUCGUCUUCGACGCAUUACGCUAGAACAUCGCUUUUUCAACAUCGAACGUUGUUGCCUGAAUUGUGACGAAAGCUGCGAUUGCAAGCGAAUCUCGUAAUCUCCCGUGUGUCCCAGAGAAAGAAACAAGAAAAUUUCUUCUUGCGCAUUUGCGACAGGCGAAAAAUAGGUCUAUCAACUUUAUUUCUUGUGCCGUUUACGCGUACGUAUCCCUAAGUACGUGAACGCGUAAUUAGUCUUUUCUUUCCUUCCUUCCUUUCCCUCUUUCCUUCUUUCUUUUUUUUUUUUAUCUUUUUUUUCUUUUUUUUUUCUUUUUUUUAAAGUGAAUUUGGCCCCUUUUCUUUGGAAGAAGAAAACUUGGCUUGGAUCGUUCAACUAGCACUUCCAUAGAACGCGGAUCGUUUCGCAAGUGAUCGAUUACAUAUACAAAUCGUAACGCGAAUCGAAUAAAUAAUUCACGGGGGUGAAUUAUUCCGAACGCACACGACAGACUGUCGUUUUUAUCCCUAGGAAGACGUGAAAAAGAGCGAAAGCGUACGCUGUACGUGUAUGCGUGCUCCUCGUUAUAUAUACUUAUAAAAAAAUAAAUUCCAGCACAGUAGAACGGAAGAAGCUCAUUUGGAAGGGGGUUGCGUCAACGUUUACGAAAA